AUGAAGUUUGCUCUUGCUCUCUGUGCCAUCACUGCCGUCGCCGCAGUCCCAAUGCCCGAGGCAGGGCUGGGCAGUGGCCUAGGAGGUGCCCUUUCGGGUAUAGGCCAGGGAACCGGAUCGGGGGUUUCGGGCGUGGGCCAGGGGGCUGGUGACGGCGUCUCAAAGCGUGGUAUUGGGAGUGGAGCUGGAUCAGGCGUUUCUGGCGUGGGACAGGGAGCUGGUUCGGGGGUUUCGGGUAUUGGAAAUGGCCUGGGAGGAGCUCUGAGCAAGCGAGGACUGGGCAGUGGGCUUGGAAGCAGCGUUGACGACGUUGGUCAAGGGGCUGGAAAUGGAGCUUCAGGAGCUGCUCAGGGCGCAGGCAAUGGAGCUUCGUUCAUUGGUGGUGGGCUGGGCAAUGGUAUUGCCUAG
This is a messenger RNA of Aureobasidium pullulans EXF-150, 408 nucleotides long. RefSeq lists its product as uncharacterized. The transcript has a single exon. Lineage: Eukaryota; Fungi; Ascomycota; Dothideomycetes; Dothideales; Saccotheciaceae. The record is from RefSeq and is a predicted model, not a curated record. The coding region runs from base 1 to 408 and encodes 135 amino acids.